UGCAGCAUCCAGCGAGCGGCCGUCUGGGUGCUGGACCGGUAUUACAACGACUUCUCUGUCUACAACCCUGCUGUGGUCAACCUUCCCAAGUCCAUCCUGUCUAAGAAGAUGACCGGAUUCAAGGUUUACUCCCUGGAUGAAAACACCACCAACAACUCGACAGGCCAAUCGCGCGCCAUGAUCGCAGCGGCAGCCAGGAGGAGGGACAACUCCCACAACGAGUAUUACUACGAGGAGGCCGAGAUGGAGCGCCGGAUCCGCAAACGCAAGGCCAGGCUGGUCGUGGCGGUCGAGGAGGCCUUCACGCACAUCAAGCGGCUGCACGAGGACGAGGCAGGGGCGUCUCCCAAGCACCCCCGGGAGGUGAUGGACCCCCGGGAGGCGGCGCAGGCCAUCUUCGCCCCGAUGGCGCGCGCCAUGCAGAAGUACCUGAGGACGACGCGGCAGCAGGCCUUCCACAGCAUGGAGAGCAUCCUCACGCACCUGCAGUUCUGCAUCACUCACAACAUGACGCCCAAGGCCUUCCUGGAGCGAUACCUCACCCCGGGCCCCACCAUGCAGUACCAGCAGCAGAGCGGCAGGGGGCGCCAGUGGACUUUGGUGAGCGAGGAGCCCGUCACCUCGGGCCUACGGCAGGGGCUGGUCUUCUCCCUGCGGCGCCUGGACUUCUCCCUGGUUGUCACGGUAACGCCGCUUCCCUUCCUGCGGCUCGGCGAGGAGUUCAUCGACCCAAAGAGCCACAAGUUCGUGAUGCGGCUUCAGUCGGAGACGUCGGUGUGAGCGGCGCCGCUCCUCCCAUAUGUGACACGGACACGCUUCAUUAUCCAAUCAGCAAACAGCCUUCUCUCACGCUCUUCUGUGACAGAAACCAAUCAGAAGGAGGAAUGCAACUUUUUUUUUUUUUUUUUUUGAUCAUCAAACUGUGAUCGGCUCAAUGAUUGUU
This is a messenger RNA of Poecilia latipinna (sailfin molly), 943 nucleotides long. Its product is annotated as vang-like protein 2. The record is from RefSeq and is a predicted model, not a curated record. The annotation marks the transcript as partial. Gene Ontology annotation, cellular component: membrane. The transcript is spliced from 4 exons. Lineage: Eukaryota; Metazoa; Chordata; Actinopteri; Cyprinodontiformes; Poeciliidae. Gene Ontology annotation, biological process: multicellular organism development.